UCUUAGUUCGCAUGACUCUCUUUUUUUUUUUCUUUGCAGGUGGCAGUACUUUCCAGGCUGCAGGAAAAUCGUAUUGCAUUGAGAAGCUGUGGCACGAUCCAGUGCCCAAAGAAAUCUCUUAUACAGGCUACGUGACUGAAGACGGACACAAGUUUGCGUGCAACCACUCCAAAGACGUGUCCAGCCAUGUCAUUUUUGUGGUGGAUCGAUCAGGAUCCAUGGGAUCGCCGGACAUUAAACCGAAGAUGGUCAAGUUCCCGGAGAACCGUCUCGGCUGCGUCUUCGAGGCCAUGGUUCGUUUCAUUCGGACCCGCAUAGCCGCCAACCUUCAAGACGUAAUGUCAGUGGUUCUCUUUGACGACCACGGACAGAUCGCGAUGGAGCGGGAGCACAUGUCCGAGCCUCAGGUGGACAAGCUUCUCACUUUUGAAGACGCCGGGGGAACUGUUUACUCGUCCGGGAUUGCUCGCGUUGAAGAGAUUCUAGUUCGCUCGGUCAGUGAUCCAGCAGUGGCCGGCAAGAGUCCCGCAGUGGUGUUUCUGAGCGAUGGUGACAACUAUGGAGGUUUGGAUCCCGUGCACUGCGUGAACCAACUCAAGAAGCUGGAACAGAGUCUCAUCUUUCACACCAUCAUGUUUGCGACCGAUCCGACCAAUUCCGCGAAGAAACUUCUCACCGACAUGGCUGAUGCUGGCGACGGCAUGUUUCAAGUGAGCAUUGACGAGAUCCAGCUCUCGAGGAGCUUCGAAGACCUUGCAAAGAGUCUACGUCCAAAAGUGGCAUCUCUCAUGUAGCUGACUCAGGAGGAUAUAGGAUAUGUCGAGCAUAUGUCAGCGUCUUUGUUAUCAGGAAAGCAAUCGUAAUUUACAUUUCCUUUGUCAUGUU
Selaginella moellendorffii is the source of this 885-nucleotide messenger RNA. RefSeq lists its product as uncharacterized. The transcript has 2 exons. Lineage: Eukaryota; Viridiplantae; Streptophyta; Lycopodiopsida; Selaginellales; Selaginellaceae. Bases 12 to 794 code for a protein of 260 amino acids. The record is from RefSeq and is a predicted model, not a curated record.